AUGCUGCAAUCAGCGUCUGAUAACGCAAUUCAUCGCUCCCUUGUUCGACAGUUGCAGAAUUGCACGUCAUCUGAUGACGGUUGCACAAAUGAUUCUGCUUCCCUCGUGACGGGCUCCGAGGACGAGUCGUCGAGCACGACAUCUCUUAUUUUAAUCUUGUUGCUUGCAGUCAUAAUGGUGUUUUCAGGAUUGAGGGUGUUUUGCGUUGAUAUUCCACGUGACAGAAAAAAAGCCCGAGAAAAGGCGAGAUGUAGACAGGAUCUCAUCGAGAAUCGGCUAAUAAAGAAAAGAGUCAAAAGGCCACCGUUAGGAGAGAAGAACAAAGACGACCACGACGAGGAGAAAGGAUUUUGUGGAGUAGUUCCAUCCCCACGGAACUGCCGGCUCCAUAAAGUGGAUCUAAUUUUACCCAUGCCAAAAGAUGACGGCGGUGUCGAUCAUGAAGAGGAGUUGUUCUGCCCCAUCUGCUGGGCGGAAUAUGAAGAGAACGACGAAAUCUGUUAUUCGCAGAAUCCCCGAUGUACUCAUACGUUUCACUUUGAUUGCAUAAAGCCCUGGUUAAAGAAUCAUGACCGUUGUCCAAUAUGUCGAAGCAACUAUCUUCGUACAUUGAUAGAUGGGGGAGGUACCAAUUACCAAUCCUUGGACACACCAGCUCAUCGAGGCGGACAAGACCGAGCUCUUCGAUUUUGA
Molecule: messenger RNA, 693 nt
Organism: Cylindrotheca closterium
Lineage: Eukaryota; Bacillariophyta; Bacillariophyceae; Bacillariales; Bacillariaceae
Source: the annotation of a GenBank genome assembly